Spodoptera litura is the source of this 4179-nucleotide messenger RNA. The record is from RefSeq and is a predicted model, not a curated record. NCBI's taxonomy places the organism in Eukaryota, Metazoa, Arthropoda, Insecta, Lepidoptera, Noctuidae.
GUUACGUUACAAAUUUUAAGAUGGUGCAAUAGUUUGGAAACAUUGUAGUCGACUAUCAGCAUUAUUUCUCACAUCUUUUCAUGAAGGCAAAUUUAUUUAAAUUAAUUUAGUGUGAUUUUUAUAGAUUCGUUAAAGUACGAUACAAUACGUAUUCUUAUAAGACAACUUCAAUGUAACGAAACGUCAUUUCAAAUGCAAGAAAAUAACAAAGAUGGCUGAAGAACAGGAGGUGAUACAAAUAGAGCUGCUAUGCAAACAGCUUUACGAGUCCCAGGACCCGCUCGUAAGGGAGCAAGCAGAGAAGGCAGUCGUUGGGUUUCAGGAGUCACCAGACACACUGAGCAAAUGCCAGGCGCUAUUGGAGCGGGCAGACUCGAGCUAUUCACAACUGUUGGCUGCCACGACGCUGGCUAAGCUGAUCAGCAGGUCGACAGCGAGCCUCUCAACGCAGCAGCGUUUAGACAUCAGGAAUUAUGUCCUGAAUUAUUUGGCAACUAGGCCGAAACUGGCCAAUUUUGUAGUACAGUCGCUGGUAUCGCUUUUCGCGCGCAUCACCAAGCUGAGCUGGUUCGACAUGAUCAAAGAGGAGUUUGUAUUUCACAACGUGAUCAAUGAUAUCACCAAUUUUCUCAGGUACUGGACCAAAUUGAAAGACACACAGCUCUUCGAAAUGUUCCGUCUAUCGUGUUCCCUCCUGGGUACGAUGAGGGGCAAAGCCCCCGAACUAUCGGACGAGAGGCAACACGCGCUAGUAGCUGCACUACUGCGCCUCGCACACAAUUGUCUCACGUUCGAUUUCAUUGGCACUACCAGUGACGAGUCCAGCGAUGAUCUUUGUACUGUACAGAUACCAACAUCAUGGCGUCCGACAUUCCUAGAAUCUGGCACGCUAGACCUAUUCUUCGAGCUUUAUCACCUACUAGGUGGCGCCCUAGCGAGUCUAGCCCUAGCGUGCCUAGUGCAACUAGCGUCUGUACGUCGCUCGUUGUUCAGUUCCAACGAACGAGCCAAGUUCUUGAAUAGACUCGCCGCUGGAGUGCUCAGAAUUUUGGAAAAUACACAGGGCCUCUCAGACCCGACAAACUACCACGAGUUCUGCCGUCUCCUCGCUCGUCUGAAGUCCAACUACCAACUGGGCGAGCUCGUUAUGGUGGACAACUACCCUCGCCUUAUUGAGCUCAUCGCCAAGUUUACUGUGCAGAGCUUACAGAUGUGGCAAUUCGCCCCCAACUCAGUCCACUACCUUCUGUCGCUAUGGCAACGCAUGGUCGCUUCAGUUCCCUACGUGAAGGCAAGCGAGCCCCAUCUCUUGGAGACGUACGCUCCUGGAGUCACCGCCGCGUAUAUUGGAUCCAGACUGGAUUCUGUGUCCUGUGUGCUUAGGGAGGGCGUGGAGGACCCGCUGGAGGACGGCGGCACGCUGUCGCAGCAGCUGGAGCAGGUGUCGGUGGUGGGCCGCUGCGAGUACGGCAAGACGUGCGCGCUGCUCGUCGCGCACUUCGACCGCGCCGCCGCCGCUUACAGCGUCGAGGCGCAGCCGCAACAGAUACACGUCUUGCAAGGUCAGCUAACAUGGCUAGUUUACAUAAUCGGCGCGGCCAUAGGCGGGCGUGCGUCCGUCAAUACGUCCGAAGAGAACGACGCCAUGGACGGCGAGCUCGUCUGCAGGGUGCUGCAGCUCAUGGACCUUACUGACUCCAGACUGGCUCAGGGUGGUUGCGAGAAACUCGAGCUGGCGAUGAUGUCAUUCUUCGAGCAGUUCCGCAAGAUCUACGUGGGGGAACAGGUCCAGAAAAACAGUAAGGUGUACCGCCGACUUAGUGAUGUACUGGGGUUGGCUGACGAGAGUCAACUGCUCAGCGUGCUCAUGAGGAAGAUUAUAACAAAUUUGAAGUACUGGGGCGGUUCGGAGCAGAUCAUAGCGAAGACGCUCGGCUUACUCAGUGACCUUAGCGGCGGGUACUCGUGUGUACGGAAACUGGUCAAACUGGACGAGGUCCAGUUCAUGCUGACACAUCAUACUGCGGAGCACUUCCCGUUCCUGGGUAUAGCGGGCGUGGGCGCGGCCGAGAUGCGCUGUCGGAGCAUGCUGUACACGGCGCUGGGCAGGUUGCUCAUGGUGGACCUGGGGGAGGACGAGGACAGGUUCCUCGCCUUCAUGAUGCCGCUCACUGCGGCAUUCGAGAGUAUCAUAGGCCUGUUAAGCGGGCCGGAGUCAACAAUGUACAAUUCAGAAGACGCCAAGAAGACACUAAUAGGUCUCGCGCGCGAUCUACGCGGGCUAGCGUUCGCGUUCAGCACUAAAACUACUUAUAUGAUGCUUUUUGAUUGGAUAUACCCUGUAUACAUGAAAGUCCUGCUCCGAGGUAUAGAGGUUUGGUUCGCGGAGCCAGCACUAACUACUCCAGUACUGAAGCUGACGGCGGAGCUGGCACAGAAUCGUAACCAGCGGCUACAUUUCGACGUCUCCUCGCCCAACGGAAUAUUACUGUUUCGAGAACUUUCUAAUAUUAUUUGCGCUUAUGGCAGCAGAAUACUAACAAUAGACGUAAAUAAGAAACAGAUGUACGCCAUGAAGCUAAAGGGCAUAUCUCUCUGUUUCUCCAUACUCAAGGCGGCUCUAUGCGGGAACUAUGCUAAUUUCGGAGUGUUCAGAUUAUACGGCGACGAGGCACUAGACAACGCGUUGAACAUGUUCGUCAAACUACUUCUCAGUAUACCGCAGAGCGAUCUACUGGACUAUCCUAAACUAUCUCAGACAUACUACGUGUUGCUAGAACGACUAGCCCAAGACCAUAUGCCGUUCCUAGCGUCGCUACAACCUGACGCAACUCUCUACAUACUCUGCUCUAUCUCCGAGGGACUUACGGCUCUAGAUACGAGUGUCUGUACGGGAUGCUGCGCUACGUUAGACCAUAUUGUGACUUAUCUGUUCAAGCAGUUGGUACAGAAAUCUAGCAACAAGGUAUCGAACCCCCGCCAGCCGCCCCCAGAGACAAGCAACAUGUUCAUAGAAGUGUUACAACGACGUCCCGAGAUCAUGCAACAGUUACUCGCUACGGUCCUAAACGUAAUAAUGUUCGAAGACUGCUGCAACCAGUGGUCUAUGUCCCGUCCCCUGCUGGGCCUGAUACUCCUCAAUGAGGAGCAGUUCGCGCGCAUCCGCCAGGAUAUGAUCGCUCAGCAGCCGAGAGACAAACAGCAACAACUGGCGCUCUGGUUUAAUGGUCUUAUGGCCGGCAUCGAACCGAACUUGUUGACUAAGAAUAGAGAUAGAUUCACCCAAAAUCUAUCAAUGUUCCGUCGCGACAUCAACGACUUACUAAAGGGCGCGGCCGGAGUAAGUGGCGGGAACGUCAGCGACAUGAUGACGUCAUAACUCAGUACUAGAGCUCUAGAGGUAGGACAGGGACAGCGAUAUACAGUAGAGGGAGAUAGACAUAGACGUACAUAUUUCAGUACGAAAUAAAAGUGAAAUGUAGAUUCGUAUGGAGAAGAAUGAGCAAGAAACUCUAUUGUUACUGUUUAUGUUUAAAACUUGCAGACCAGACACUGAAUAACUAUUUAUGGAUCACACAAGGUUGUUUCGGGCGGAACCAGAAGUCUACAGUGUACCUAUAAGGACAAACAGAGAUUCACAAUAAUGUUUAUUAAAUAAUUAGCUGACACGACAAAGUUCGUACCAUCUCAAUCUUUCUUUCUAACCUUUUAAACCAUCCCUGGACUUCCACGAACAUUUCAAUACCAAACUUAUCAAAAUCGGCUCAGCCGUUCUCGAGUUAUAGUGAGACUAACGAACAGAAAUUCAUUUUUAUUUAAAUACAUUUUGUUAUAGUUAAAUUCUACCCUUUACUGAAUCGCUGUUUCCUGUAAUAUUAGUUUUUAUGUGUAUUGUGAAUUUAUAUAGACAUUUAUAUAUGUAUAUAUAAAUAAUAAUACUUGUAGUAAAAUAUUUAAGUAUAACUUUUAGAGAAAAGAUGCAUUUUUUCAUUUCACUCGAAAACUAUCGACCCCCGUUUCAUCUCGAAACGAAACGGACGACCUCGACGAAAAGCAAUAUUAGAGAAAUUAAAAUAAUUCACAGUACAUGUAGAAGCGAUCGUGUUAAUCUUAAAAUUAAAUAAAAUUUACUAUUACAAUAUUAUUAUUAUUAUUAUAAAAUAAUUAUAUUAGUUUAGC